ACAUAAAAUUUGCCUUGUUGCCUCUCACAACUCCCAUUUCCUCACAAAAAAAAUUGUUUUUUUUUUUCUCUCUAGCUGAAGAUCCUCCAUAACAAACCCAACUAUGAAUCCCUCCAAUGACACAAGCAUAGACAUUGAAAACCACCCAAAUGAAGAACAAGAAGACCAACCCAAUGUUCCCUUGCUCCUGCGGCCAUCUUAUGCUAGAUCAAAAUCUAUGAUCUUCGAUGAACUGAGAAACUUUCGCAUAAGCCUCAAAUGGUGUGCUCUUGACCACUCUUCAUGCGUUGGAAAACUCAUUUCCUACGUUUUGUUCAUCUUCCUCGCCAUCAUUGUCCCUCUCCUCACAUCCCUCUUCAUUCAAGUACCUGCCUCUGCCCCUGAAGAUGAUCCCAUCUCCUUCAACAAGCUAGUCCAAUUACCAGAAUCUGGCCUCGCCAUUAUUGCCUUCUUCACUCUAUCCCGUUUCUUCCGAAGGUAUGGCCUUAGGCAGCUUCUGUUCUUAGACGCAUUGCAGGAUGACACUACAUAUGUUAGACGCGGUUACACACGCGAGCUUGAGAAGGCAUUCAGAUACUUAGCAUGCAUAAUGUUACCUUCCUUCUUUGUAGAACUUGCACAUAAAAUCAUAUUCUUCUCCGCGGUCAAAAUUUCAGCACCAUAUAUCAGCCCCGGGUUCCCUCUGAACUCAAUUGUGUUUGUGUUGGUAUUGGUUUCUUGGGUUUACAGAACAGUGGUGUUCUUGUUGGUGUGUGUGCUUUUCAGGCUAACCUGUGAGCUUCAGAUACUGAGGUUUGAAGGGGUUCACAAACUUUUUGAAGGAUGUGGAUCUGAUGCAGGUGUUAUAUUCAAAGAGCAUUUGAGGAUUAGAAAGCAAUUAUGGGUUACAAGUCAUAUGUAUAGGUUCUUCAUACUUUGGUGCUUAAUUACAAUUACCGUUAGUCAAGCGGGUGCUCUCUUGCUGGCUUUAGCUUCCAACUCUGAUAAGACCUUCUUCAAUUCUGGUGACCUUGUGAUUUGUUCAGCUGUGCAGUUAAGUGGGUUCUUGUUGUGCAUCCUAGGGGCAGCAAGAAUCACACAUAGAGCUCAAGGAAUAGUGUCAAUUGCCACAAGAUGGCACAUGCUGGUGACUAAUGCGUCUGCUGAAUCAGAACAACGCAAAGCUCAGAUUUCUGAGGGGCUAGCCAGUGGCAGUGAUUCUGAUUCCUCAGAUAUACACAUAUCAGUAAUCCCACAAAGACUUUCUUCUUUCCAAAUCAGGCAAUCUUUAGUAACAUAUUUACAGCACAACCAUGGGGGAAUAACGCUGUAUGGAUUUACACUUGAUCGAGGAUUGCUUCAUACUCUGUUUGCUUUCGAGUUUUCUCUAGUGCUUUGGAUUCUGAGUAAGGUAGUUGUCUUGUCCUAAGUCAUAACCAAAUAUUCAAGUCCAGAAAAAGCCUUGCAUGAACCAAUGAAUGUAUAUCAGUAUAUCAUAUGUUUGUUCCUUUUCUUUUUCUUUUUUCUUUUUUAAUUACUAUUUUUUAAAUUACUUCCUAUGUAUGAUGUUAAUAAACAAAAGCUUUCAUAUGAAAGAGAGCUUCUGCACAACUUAGUAAAAUUGAAACUUGGG
This is a messenger RNA of Gastrolobium bilobum, 1612 nucleotides long. RefSeq lists its product as uncharacterized. The transcript has 4 exons. The coding region runs from base 104 to 1408 and encodes 434 amino acids. Lineage: Eukaryota; Viridiplantae; Streptophyta; Magnoliopsida; Fabales; Fabaceae. The record is from RefSeq and is a predicted model, not a curated record.